This is a messenger RNA of Vespula vulgaris, 968 nucleotides long. It is a transcript of the gene Surf4, whose product is annotated as surfeit locus protein 4 homolog. Gene Ontology annotation, cellular component: membrane; endoplasmic reticulum-Golgi intermediate compartment; endoplasmic reticulum. NCBI's taxonomy places the organism in Eukaryota, Metazoa, Arthropoda, Insecta, Hymenoptera, Vespidae. The record is from RefSeq and is a predicted model, not a curated record. Gene Ontology annotation, biological process: Golgi organization. The transcript has 3 exons. The coding region runs from base 256 to 936 and encodes 226 amino acids.
UAGGUAUGUAAGUAUCUCCUGUCAACGUCAUCGUGUCCAACAUAACAUGUUUGCUCACAUAUUUCUAUAUGUAUUUUGAUAUAUACAUUUCAUUGCUGAUUAAAAGUGCCGUUAAACAUUUUUCUCAAGUGCAAAAUACAACUUAAAGCCAUUUAUAAAUUAUAAUAUCUAAAGGUUAUACGUAGUGGGAAACAUAUAUUACCAACCCUUGCAAGAUUGUGCCUUAUAUCUACAUUUUUAGAAGAUGGUCUUCGAAUGUGGUUUCAAUGGAACGAGCAAAAAGAAUAUAUGGAUAUGUCAUGGGGUUGUGGAAAAAUCUUGGCUCAUGUCUUCGUCUUCAUUAAUUUAGUUGGACAACUUGGAGGAUGUGUUAUGGUCAUUGGAAGAUGGAAAGUCAACAUAGCUUGUGGAGUUUUAUUUUUCAUAUUGGUUUUACAGACAUUUGCCUAUAGUAUUUUAUUUGAUGUGCAAUUCCUGUUCAGGAAUUUAGCACUUAUAGGUGCAUUACUCCUUGUUUUGGCUGAAUCCAGAGUGGAAGGAAGAUCACUGUUUGCUGGUGUUCCGUCACUUGGCGAUAAUAAGCCUAAAAAUUUAUUGCAACUUGCUGGAAGAAUACUUUUGGCAUUCAUGUUUAUAACUUUAAUUCGCUUAGAAGUGUCAUUCCUUCAAAUUUUACAAGAUAUUCUCGGAAGCAUUUUAAUGUUAUUGGUGACUAUUGGACAUAAAACUAAACUCAGUGCUUUACUUUUGGUACUUGUACUUUCUGCAUUGAACAUUUAUCACAAUGCAUGGUGGACUAUUCCAAAUUAUAAACCCUUACGAGACUUCCUUAAAUAUGAUUUUUUCCAGACAUUAUCAGUAAUUGGUGGCCUUUUAAUGCUAGUAUCUUUGGGUCCUGGAGGUGUAUCAAUGGAUGAGCACAAGAAAGAGUGGUAGAUGUUUAAUAAACUACCAUCAAAUACAUCAUA